Molecule: messenger RNA, 690 nt
Organism: Chrysochloris asiatica (Cape golden mole)
Lineage: Eukaryota; Metazoa; Chordata; Mammalia; Afrosoricida; Chrysochloridae
Gene: CUNH16orf78
Product: chromosome unknown open reading frame, human C16orf78
Exons: 4
Coding region: 1-690 (229 amino acids)
Source: RefSeq, a predicted model, not a curated record
AUGUCUGAGAAGGCAGAGAAUCUGAAGGAUGUGAUGCCCACCGAGCGCAAGUCCAUGUGGAAAUCGGUGGAGGAGAGGCGCAUAUCUGAUCUUACUAGAGUACUGGAGUGGCUGGAACGGAGGCAGGGCAAGAAGAAGCAAGCUCCUCAGGUCCAACAAAGCCCCAAGAAAGAUGGAGACUCUGUCAUGUACCGGAAACACUAUGGAAUGCAGAAAAAGGCAAAACGCCUCAGUAUAGUCCCAGGCACAGACCCAGGCAACUACGCCAAGAGCAGCUCCGGGAAAUCUGAUUUAGACAACAAGGAUACAUUGGCCAUGGAUUCCUCUCCCCGAGGCGGCUCACACCGUCGACAAAGCAGUUUAGAUCCCAUAUACCCGGAUAGUAUCUUCCCGCCACGGAAGAGUAACCUCAUGAAAGACUGGGCAACCAAGACGCCUGAUAUCUCUUAUGAGCGCAAGCUGAUGUCCCUCAUGGAGAAGGGCACUGAACCCAAAAUGGAGGCUGUGAAAAUGUUGAAGCCAGAGGAGGUGCUGAGCUGCCGAUACCUGAGGCUGUCCAAGAACAACAUCAAGACCUUGCUCAAGCUGUGCAAAGAUGCAGGGAUGGACGUGGACAUCCACCCCCACAUGACUGAAGGAGAGAUAAAUGCUAAAAUGGUGUUUGCCCAACCCCCCAACACAGCCCUCUAA